AUGUGCCCGGCCGCGGAGGCUGCCCGGCCUCCUGCUGCUGCCUCCUCCUUCUCCGCCGCGGCGGCCGCGGCUUCUCGCCGGCCGGCGGCGGCUCGGCCCGCCCGCGGACGGUUGAGGGCGGCGGUUGGCUGCGGGCGGCGGGCGCUCAGCUCAAGGACCCGGCGUCGGCGGCAGCCAUGUCCCAGCGCCGACGUCCGGCGGCGCGGGGCGGGGCGGCCGGGCCGCCGCUCCCAUUGGGCCCCUCGGGCUCCCGGCGCCGGCCAGGUGAGGGGCGGGCCCGCGCCGCAGCGGACUGCCGGUCCCGGCCUGCCCCGCGGCCCGUCGCCCGUCCCGGCGUGCUCCGCGCGGCCGCCCUGCGGCGCGCUGCUUCCGGGGUCGCGCCGCGCCGCGCCGCGCGUGCGGGCCUCGCGGGCUGGGAGCCGGCGGGGCAUGCGUGCUGGGCCUUCCCGCGCCCGCGCCGCGGCUGUGGGAUCUAGGCUGCCGCACCGACGCGCAGCAGAGGCCUCCGGGACCUUUGCAGCAGAGUCCUGCGGGGGCCUGAGGGACGCCAGCGGCCGGGUUCGUCUGGCCCGGGGCCGCCGCCCGCAGCCCCGAGGGCCCCCGGUCCAGGGCGGCGCCCGCUGGGGCUGGGCCGAGCGCGCAGCUUCCAGCCGCAUCACUGCCCUGUUGGACUCCAUCUCCCUGUGCCAUGGGAGGAGGCUGCCCACAGGCAUCGCUUGCCUCCCUCCAAGAGAGCCAGAGCGGCAAAAACCAAACAGCCUUGACGCGGGGCGGAGAGCCGACAUGACCGUCGCUCCGCCGCGCCUGGCUCGCACCGUCCCCACCCUGCGCUUUCUGGAGGGCGGGCGGCCCCACAGGUUCCGGGAGGGCAGGCCCCGGCCAGCGCCCCCGACCCCAGGCCAGCGGUCCCCGCCCGCGUCCCCGGCCCCCGCUCGCAGCCGCCCCGCCCCGCGCGGAUUUGAAAAGCCCGGCCGCAGCCCCGCGAGCGCGGCAGCCAAUCAGCGGCGCUCACUUUCCCGCGGCUUCUGCGAGGCGGCGGCGGCCCGGCGGCGGCGGCGGCGGGCGGGAGGCGCGGGGGCGGGGUCGGCGCCGCGCGCGGAGAGCCUCGGCCUGGCCGCGCUGCGCCCGCCGCCGCCGCCGCCGCCGCCGCCGCCGCCGCCGCCCCCUCCCCUCCCUCGGCCCUCCCUCCCUCCCUCCCCCGCGGCCCCGGCCCCGGCCCCCUCCCCGGCCGCCGCCGCCGGAGCCGCCGCGCCGGAGAGCCGCCGCCGCCGCCGCCGUCGCCAGAGGAUGCGCCGCACAACAGGUCACUGGCGCCGCCGGCCCAACCGCCGCGGGUUGGAGGGGCGGAGGGGCGGAGGGGCCGGGGCCGGGCCGGGCGGGCUAACGGGGCCGGGCGGCGGGCGGGCGCGGCCAUGUUGGGCCCGGGGCCGGCGGCUGCACCUGUGCCGGCCUCCGGGCCGGCGGCCUUUGUUCGCGGCGGCGCCGAGCGGGCCGGGGCCGGGGCCGGGGCCGGGCCGGGCCGGGCCGGGCCGGGUGGCGGUGGGAGGGGCGGCCGGGGCCGGGGGCGCUUUUUGUCUGCGGAGGGUCCGCGCUGACACCCGGACGCCGGCCGUUGGUCAGCGCGGGCGCCCGAGCCGCCUGGCCUUGGCAGGUGGAGGCGCGGGGACCCCGCCCGGGGCUGCGGGCCCUCGGCGCCCGCGCUGGGCGCAGACAGCGGCCCGAGGCCCCCGGGCGCGCAGCGGUGCGUCCCCGGGCCGAGCGGCCGGCUCUGCCCGACUCGUGAGAAGGGCGGUUUAA
Molecule: messenger RNA, 1797 nt
Organism: Camelus dromedarius (Arabian camel)
Lineage: Eukaryota; Metazoa; Chordata; Mammalia; Artiodactyla; Camelidae
Product: basic proline-rich protein-like
Exons: 6
Coding region: 1-1797 (598 amino acids)
Source: RefSeq, a predicted model, not a curated record